AUGUGGCGCACCUAUCAUGGCCGUGAUGGCCCGCGCACCUUUGGCGUGCGCGUGGCGCAGCCGCACCAACACCAUCUCGCUGCCGGCGACCUUGAUCUAUACUGCGACAACCGCGUCAUCACCAGCAAGUAUACGCUGCUCACCUUCUUGCCCAUCAACCUCUUUGAGCAGUUUCAACGCAUCGCCAACUUUUACUUUUUGAUCCCAGGCGUGGCCAUCAUUGAACCCAUCACCAGCGUUCUCCCUCUUCUCUUCGUCAUCGGUGUCACUGCUAUCAAACAAGCCUACGAAGAUUACAAGCGCCAUCAAGCGGAUGCCGUCAUCAACCUCUCAGAAUGCAAGACUUUACAAGCAGACGGCACGCUUGCGCCUUGCUAUUAUAAAGACAUUGUAUGUGUGCCACGUCGCGGGCUGGAUGCCACUUACAUCUACCAUGGACAUGAUCGUGGCCGCCUUAUUGCCAACCUGCUUCUUGUACAACAGGCUGUGGGCGAUAUUGUCCAAGUUUGUAAUGAACAAGAAAUCCCAUGCGAUCUCGUGGUCGUGGCCUCCGCCCUCGAGAGCCGUGAUUGCUACAUCACGACGGCCAACCUUGAUGGCGAAUCCACACUCAAGGUGCGCUACUGCCCUAAGCUCUCGCAGGGCUGGGGCCCUGCAGAACUGGCGCGGCAAGACAAACUGACUGUCGAAGCCGGAGUUCCCAACGCCAUUUUGUAUGAUUUCGAUGGGCGCAUUCGCUCCGGAGAAACUGUUGAGGCGCUGACCACCAAGAAUGUUCUGCUCAAGGGCGCACGACUCAAGGGCACGCCGUGGGUACUGGGCAUCGCCGUCUAUACGGGCGAUGAUAGCAAGCUGGCUCUCAAUCAGCCCAAGACUAAAUAUAAAUUCUCCACUGCUGAAUCGCGACUCAACAUUUUUUUGGCCUUUUACUUCCUCUGGCUCAUUCUGGUCUGCACCAUCUCCACUGUCUAUGGAGAAGAAUGGCGCUCCGACGCCCGGCGCUUUUGGCCUUUGCGAGGACAAGACACUCAAAUCGCCACCGAUUUGACCUACCGAGUGGGCGACGUCAUUGUAACCUGGCUACGCUUUAUGCUUCUUUACAACUGGGUCAUCCCUAUCAGCCUUUACGUCACACUCGAAUUGCAAAAGCUGGCAGGCUCGCUCCUCAUCAAUUGGGACCUCAAGCUGUACGAUGAGCACCUGGACGAGCCUGCCACGGCUCGCACCUCUGACCUUAUUGAAGACCUGGGUCAGGUCGAACACGUUUUCGCUGACAAAACUGGGACGCUGACAGAAAAUCGCAUGGUAUUCAAAAAGUGCAACGUGCGUGGCCAUGCUUUUGAAGUCCAAGGCGAUUAUGAACGACUGGUUCCGGCUGGCUCUGAAAAGACCAGAGCCUCUCUCAAUAGCGCAGCUGGACCCAGUGCUCUCAACACGGCGCCGUCGGACGUAUGGCACGACACGUCCAGCAUUCGGGAAAUGUUCAUGUGCCUGGCUCUUUGUCACACCGUGUCCUACGAGGAUAGCGUGGACGAAAGCGCACAGCACACAUUCACUCGCCAACGAAAAAUGACCUCAGUCUCACCCGACGAAGAAGCCCUCGUGCGCGCUGCUGCUUUGCCAGAGGUUGGAAUCCAUUUCUUUGACCGCAGCGAUGACACGAUUCAACUAGAGAUUGACGGCCAACGCAUCGAAUAUGAGCUCCUGCACAUUAUGGAAUUUUCUUCUGCUCGCAUGCGCAUGAGCGUGCUCGUUCGCGAUCCCAAUGGCCAGGCCACCCUGUAUACCAAGGGAGCUGAUGCUGCCGUAAUGCAACGCUGCCGGGCGCAAUCGUCACCACAAUCAACAACAGAAGAGCAGCAGGCUGAACUUCACCAACUUCAAGAACAGCUGGACGAGUACAGUCGUCAAGGGUUGCGUACUUUGGCCGUGGCUGCUCGUCAACUCUCCGCGGAUGAGCUGGAGCAUGCCAUCGAGCUGCUGACGGAAGCUAGUCAAGCUAUGGAAGAUCGCAAGGGCAAACUACGCGAUGCAUAUGAGACCCUGGAGCGUGACCUGGACUUGAUUGGCGUCACGGCGGUGGAAGAUCGUCUUCAGGAUGGUGUGCCUGAAACCAUGAUUGCGUUGCGCGAGGCGGGCAUUCGCACCUGGGUCUUGACCGGUGACAAGGUGCAAACAGCCAUCAACAUCAGCCUGUCCGCGGGUCACUUCUCCCAUUCAGCCACGCAGCUCAAGUUGCUAGGCUUGCGCGAGGCCGAUGCCUGCGGCCAAGCCCUCAAAGAGCUGCUCCCUCAGCCCUCGAGCACCACACUGAACUGUUCCGUGAGGUUGCCACCUUCGGUCAGCGACGAAGAUGGCAACUCUGUACAGGGUGGCGGCAAAGCCGUGGCGGGCCGCAAACCAGUGACGUUGGCAAUUGGCGACGGUGCUAAUGACGUGGCCAUGAUUCGCGAGGCCCACGUUGGUGUUGGCAUCCUUGGCAAGGAAGGACGGCAAGCGGCCCGCUCAAGUGACUACUCCAUCGGGCAAUUUCGCUUUCUGAAACCGCUUCUUCUGGUCCAUGGCCACUACUGUUAUUGGCGAAUCGCAUACACGAUUCAGUUCUUCUUCUACAAGAAUUUGGCCUACAUUCUGCCUUGCUUGUUCUAUGGCCCCAUCUCGCUGUUCUCGGCCCAAGUCAUUUAUGAACAAUGGAACCUGACGUUUUGGAAUCUCUUUUUCACCUCUUUGCCAGUUUUAUGCUUUGGCAUUUUUGAAAAGGACAUUGACGAGCGCGUUCUGUUGCGCACGCCGAGAAUUUACCCUGAAUUCGUUGGGAAUGCCGUCCUGAGCUAUCGUAAAUUCUUCGAGUGGACCAUCACGGGCGUUUGGCAGGGGACCGCUGCUUACUAUGGCGUCACUCUGGCGCUCGAGCGACACCGCCCCACGGUAACCUUGUGGUGGUACGGCAUGACAAUCUACUCGCUGAUGCUGCUCCUGGUGACACUACGCAUCGCCUUUGAUAUGCGAUACUGGACAUGGAUGAGCCACGUCUGCGUGUGGGGGUCGCUGCUGGCUUAUGUCGCUUUUAAUCUCGUCGAGUCGGGUAUUCUCUUUGUGUGGGGUGAGGAGAGCUCAACGGGGGGCUACUACUGGGUCUUCUAUGAUAUGCUGGGCUCGGAGAUUUUUUGGGGCACCCUUGUGGGCAUGGCAGGCAUUGCCAUCCUGCCCCACUAUCUUUUUUCGUUGUACAUGCGAUUCUUCCGCCCAACGUUGCUGCAACAAUGUCAAGCUAGCGAAUGGGAGCAGUUGCGCGCAAUGCUUGGUGUCUUCACCUGUGAUUGCUGCGUGCCUGGGUUGUAUGGCGUUGUGAAAAAUUCCGACUAUGUUUGA
This is a messenger RNA of Monosiga brevicollis MX1, 3372 nucleotides long. RefSeq lists its product as uncharacterized. The transcript has 23 exons. The record is from RefSeq and is a predicted model, not a curated record. Gene Ontology annotation, biological process: phospholipid translocation. Lineage: Eukaryota; Choanoflagellata; Craspedida; Salpingoecidae. Bases 1 to 3372 code for a protein of 1123 amino acids. Gene Ontology annotation, cellular component: plasma membrane; trans-Golgi network; endoplasmic reticulum. Gene Ontology annotation, molecular function: ATP binding; magnesium ion binding; ATPase-coupled intramembrane lipid carrier activity.